Oncorhynchus keta (chum salmon) is the source of this 2458-nucleotide messenger RNA. RefSeq lists its product as uncharacterized. The record is from RefSeq and is a predicted model, not a curated record. Lineage: Eukaryota; Metazoa; Chordata; Actinopteri; Salmoniformes; Salmonidae. Bases 1163 to 2176 code for a protein of 337 amino acids. The transcript is spliced from 2 exons.
UUAUUUCACCUUUAUUUAACCAGGUAGGCUAGUUGAGAACAAGUUCUCAUUUGCAACUGCGAUUAUUAUCUGGCCAAGAUAAAGCAAAGCAGUGUGAACAGACAACACAGAGUUACACAUGGAGUAAACAAUUAACAAGUCAAUAACACAGUAGAAAAAAAGGGGAGUCUAUAUAUAAUGUGUGCAAAAGGCAUGAGGAGGUAGGGGAAUAAUUACAAUAUUGCAGAUUAACACUGGAGUGAUAAAUGAUCAGAUGAUCAUGUACAGGUAGCGAUAUUGGUGUGCAAAAGAGCAGAAAAGUAAAUAAAUAAAAACUGUGGGGAUGAGGUAGGUGAAGAUGGGUGGGCUAUUUACCAAUAGAUUAUGUACAGCUGCAGCGAUCGGUUAGCUGAUGUUUGAAGUUGGUGAGGGAGAUAAAAGUCUCCCAACUUCAGCGAUUUUUGCAAUUCGUUUACCGGUUACUCCGUGCAAACCUCCACCCUCCCAAAAAAAACAUGAACUCUGACAUCGUGGCUACCCUCUCCUUACUCAUCAACUCCAGGUGUGACGCCAUUGAGAAAAUGGUAGGUGCGAACACCAUGGUUAUCGAAAGCUUGAAAAAGACUGGAGUUUGCAUGUGGUGAUAUCAAGGAUGUGAAAAUGAGAGUGGCAAAAGUUGAAAAAAGUGUGGAAAGGAAUAACAAUGUCUACCAUAGACGUCUCACUGAUCUGGAACAAUACACAAGAAAAUGGAACCUGAGACUACGGCUUGCCAGAGGUGGAGAAUGAAGAUGUGAGAGGAGAGGCUAUCCGUAUCUGUCAAGAAGUUUUGUCUGCAGAGAAGAACAAAGUUGGUGAUACCAUCGACGUUGUGCAUCGCCUCGGCAAGAAACAACAGAAAAACGAUUCAAGACCAAGGGGUAUCAUCAUCCUCUUCACUGCCAGAUUCUACAGGGAUGCUGUCUGGAAAGCUACUAGGAAGAACGCCUUCCUUCAGAGCCAUGGUCUGCGUUUCACCGAGCAUCUCAGCCCGGAGGACAUAGAAAGAAGGAACAAGUUGUGGUCAACGAUCAAGAUAGCACGAAAUGAGGGAAAGGCUGCUUACUUCAUCGGAGGACGAGGCUUCAUCAACGGUUCAGAAAUCCAUAUUCCUCCCUAAAAUCUCACCAGAAGGAACAGGUUGAUGGUUUCAGCCAUGGUAUUCUCAUUUUCCUUAUGUGGUUUACCUAACAAGCAUCAGGACCUCCAACAGCCGAAGCUAAGUAGUAACAUUAACAUGAUGCCUUCUAAUUGCAGCCGCUGUGCUCGCCUUACGGCGAGGAUAGCUGUACUGCAAGCCCAGCUUCAGACGCAAUCGUUAGGCAAGGGUAAUUUCAGUGUAGGAAAGGAUGAAACAGCGUCUGUGCCACCAGUAAGUGCAGAUAGUAGUAUAAAUCCCCUGGCACAGUCCCCGCAGCCGGACAACUUUCUCACGGUUUCUGGAAGGAAAUGCUGUAGGAACGCUCAACCGGUGUCGCUCAUUCAGCAGACAGAAACUUUCAACCGGUUUUCCCCAUUAAGCAGCGGGUCGGUGUCAGAGGCCGAGUCUUCUCUGGUCUCUACUCCUCCCGUUACGGGGUCUGAGACGCCGAAGCUUCCCACCAUUAGCUCUGACAAAUUGAAAACUCUAGUCAUUGGCGACUCCAUUACCCGCAGUAUUAGACUUAAAGCGAAUCAUCCAGCGAUCAUACACUGUUUACCCGGGGGCAGGGCUACCGACGUUAAGGCUAAUCUGAAGAUGGUGCUGGCUAAAGCUAAAACUGGCGAGUGUAGAGAGUAUAGAGAUAUUGUUAUCCACGUCGGCACCAACGAUGUUAGGAUGAAAAAGUCAGAGAUCACCAAGCGCAACAUAGCUUCUGCGUGCAUAUCAGCUAGAAAGAUGUGUCGGCAUCGAGUAAUUGUCUCUGGCCCCCUCCCAGUUAGGGGGAGUGAUGAGCUCUACAGCAGAGUCUCACAACUCAAUCGCUGGUUGAAAACUGUUUUCUGCCCCUCCCAAAAGAUAGAAUUUGUAGAUAAUUGGCCCUCUUUCUGGGACUCACCCACAAACAGGACCAAGCCUGACCUGCUGAGGAGUGACGGACUCCAUCCUAGCUGGAGGGGUGCUCUCAUCUUAUCUGCCAACAUAGACAGGGCUCUAACUCCUCUAGCUCCACAAUGAAAUAGGGUGCAGGCCAGGCAGCAGGCUAUUAGCCAGCCUGCCAGCAUAGUGGAGUCUGCCACUAGCAUAGUCAGUGUAGUCAGCUCAGCUAUCACCAUUGAGACCGUGUCUGUGCCUCGACCUAGGUUGGGCAAAACUAAACAUGGCGGUGUUCGCCUUAGCAAUCUCACUAGGAUAAAGACCACCUCCAUUCCUGUCAUUACUGAAAAGAGAUCAUGAUACCUCACAUCUCAAAAUAGGGCUACUUAAUGUUAGAUCCCUUACUUCAAAGGCAAUUAUAGU